AUGAGCUCAAGCAAAUGCGGUCUCGAUCCACUGGUAGAAGAGGAACCGAGCACCGAAUCGCAGCCAAUUCACCACACGGCUACCUCUCCGGUCCAGCAUCGUCGCAAAAUAUCAGAGGAGGUGUCGGCGACGCGACCGUGUCAAAUCAGAGCCACGCCUUCAAAAUCAACGGAAAGUUCGAGUGUUGCCAAUGUGGGUUCGAUUGUCGCGAAUCAUCGUCCGUCGCGGAAGUGUGGCUCACGUCUCAGUUUGACAAGUCUGCUCAGUUUUACGGGACAUUCAACGUUCACGCGUGACAGAUCUCGCUCGGGUUGGUCGUACAGCGACGAAAACGCUGGUCACGUCGCCAUGACAAGCGUUUCCAGCAACGACGUCCGCAGUAACGUCUCCGGGUCUAUAUCGUCAAAGCGUUAUCGUGGUAGUGACACAGGAUCCGGAAUGGACAGUGAAGGCGGUGAAACGUGUGCUGAAAUGCUGCUCUGCUCAAAAAAUCAGGAUGACGAGGAGCAGGUGGACGAAAAACAGCUGUCGCAAUCGUUGCCAGAAACACCAAAAACGGAGUCAGAAGGAGGAGUGAAGAAGGGAAAAGGAAAAAUGAAAGAGUGCCCCUUAUGCGCUACAAAAAUGCCAAGCAGCUCGUUCCCCAAGUUGCGAGGAUGUCAGCAUCGAAGUUGUAGGACGUGUUUGAGACAUUAUGUUGAGUUAUCGAUCACUGAGAAUCGGGUUGAGGUACCAUGCCCCGAGUGUUCAUCAUUCCUUCAUCCUAAUGAUAUCAAAAUGCUCGUUGGCGACAUCCCAAGUCUUAUGGACAAGUACGAAUCGUUUAGUCUCCGGCGUUACUUAAUGACAGAAGCAGAUGCACGAUGGUGUCCGGCGCCAGAUUGCGGAUUCGUUUUCAUCGCCACAAAGUGUGCCGCUUGUCCACAACUGAAAUGUCAACGUCCGGAAUGUGGAACAUUGUUUUGCUACCAUUGUAAACGGGAAUGGCAUUCAAACCAAACGUGUGAUGAAGCUCGUCGGCCUGAGAAACGAAAAAGUAGAGGAUUGGCGUUUGAAGAAAUCAUGAGAAAUGGAUUCCAUCCCAGCGCUGACUCAACUCUCAAACCUGGCGAUGUAAAAGCCUGCCCACGCUGCAAGACAUACAUUGUGAAGAUGGAUGAUGGAUCGUGUAACCAUAUGGUGUGCACGAUGUGCAAUGCAGAGUUUUGUUGGCUUUGCCUUAAAGAGAUUUCCGAUCUCCACUACUUGAGCCCUACGGGAUGCACGUUUUGGGGAAAGAAGCCGUGGACGAGAAAGAAGAAGUUGCUUUGGCAACUCGGAACUCUUAUCGGUGCUCCAGUUGGAAUUGCUUUAAUUGCCGGUUUAUCAAUUCCUGGAAUUGUAUUUGGUGUCCCAGUGUUUGUUGGAAGAAAAGUGCAUCAACGAUUUAAGUACAAGGGAAAAGCGCAACGACGUCUUCUUACUGCAACAUGUGUUGUCGGAUCUCUAGUUGUUAGUCCGGUGAUGGCAGUUAUGGCUGUUGGUGUCGGAGUCCCAAUCAUGUUGGCGUAUGUAUACGGAGUGGUUCCCCUUUCACUUUGUAGAAAUGGUGGAUGUGGGCUAUCGUCUUCCGAUUCUUCACUUGCUCUAGCCGAUAUCGACGAAGAGCAAUUGUACGGAACACCAGGAGCUAACGCUCCUGUCGAUGUAUCCCAAUUCAUGACGGAUUCAUCUAAGAGGGAGGAGAUCGUGUCCAUAGAUCCAUCAAUUCUGAGCGCGGUUUCGAUGCCCCAUGAGUUACGGACACGACAUUAUGUGAAUCUUGAUUUGAGAGGACGACGGACAAGUUUGGAAUCGGGUGAAAGAGUCAACUACGAAGAGGCAAGCGUAAAAGCAAUGGCCGGGUCACAUCACUACGACGAUAAGAGUGUACAUACGUUGUGCUCAGGACACGAGGUAACAUCAUUGAAUGAUGAACAGUCGAGCACCAAAGCUCUAGCCGGAUCGGUUAUGGAUACGAAGAGUAUGAGUGAGAGUAUGUACAGACACAUGAUACUGACGAGAUACGCAGAGAAACAACAACAACAAGAGAACGAAGAUGAAGAGCAAGGCGGAAGUGAAGAUCAACCGUCGACGUCAUCUGCUGCACCACCUGUAAAGGGGCCAAAGCCUUCCACUUCUUCCAUUCAUCGUGGGUGUUUGAUUGAACGCGAUGACGAAGGACUUCUUUUCACCGAAGAAGGUGCCGCCUUGCUGAUCAACUCAUCGCCUGCUAUGCGUAGCUCGGGUAGUGUGAACAUUGAUCCAAUCGAUCUGUUCAAAAUCCGAAGUUGGCUUGAUAAUAUGAAACAAAUGGUUGCAACAGACGCGCCUCAAGAAAAACCAUAUGAACCAUCCUCUCGUCCGGGUAGCAAACUCCGCCGUUCCGGUAGUGGAAAAAGUGUUCACACCAUUGCCACAAUCCCCCUCGGAGUUCCUGGCCAGAACCUCUCCAAUUUGUCAAUCCCUGAGAUUGUUCAAAUUGUGAACAGUGCGCCAUCCGAAUCGGACGCCACCAUCACAGCUACAAGAAAUAAUACGGAAAAUCUUCGAGGCGUUGUUGAAAACACUAUAGAUGACAAUGUCUCUACAAGUUCUUCAUCUGGAAGUCAGAAGAAAAAGAAAAGGCGCUUCGGAAUCUUCAGUAACUGGUUCAACAAAAACAAAUAA
Molecule: messenger RNA, 2688 nt
Organism: Caenorhabditis remanei
Lineage: Eukaryota; Metazoa; Nematoda; Chromadorea; Rhabditida; Rhabditidae
Exons: 17
Coding region: 1-2688 (895 amino acids)
Biological process (GO): ubiquitin-dependent protein catabolic process; protein polyubiquitination; positive regulation of proteasomal ubiquitin-dependent protein catabolic process
Cellular component (GO): ubiquitin ligase complex; cytoplasm
Molecular function (GO): ubiquitin conjugating enzyme binding; zinc ion binding; ubiquitin protein ligase activity
Source: RefSeq, a predicted model, not a curated record